GACACCAAAGCAAGACGUUCAUCCAUUCUCACAUUCCGUUCGCACUACAAACAUAUCAAGAAAUCUGGCAUCACAUCGCAUACUGAGAACAAACAUUACAAGAAAUCCAUUACACAUAACCAAGCAUCAAACAUGGACAACAGUAAGAAGAUCGCCGUUGUAGGCAUGAGUUGGUUAGUACAUGAAUGUGUCAGAUGUCUAAGCGUUGGCCAACUGAUCUCUCGCUCUCGGCUUUCUGCGCUUCUUCCCUUCAUAGCCGCUUCGCAGGAGUUGAAGGCGUCGAUGAGUUCUGGGAGGCUAUCUCCCAAGGCAUGGAUAUGAUCACCGAGAUUCCUGCCUCCCGCUUCGACUACACCCACCACUUCUCCGCCACCCGCACCGACCCCAACACCUUGAGUACUUCCGUUGGCGGUUUCCUCAAGCAUGGCGAAGAUUUCGACCCCCGUUUCUUCAAAAUGAGCCCUCGCGAGGCCGCCGAGACCGACCCGCAGCAGCGCGUCGUGCUCGAGGUUGCGUAUGAGGCUUUGGACAGUGCGGGAUAUGUGGCGGACAAGACGCCGGCGAUGAUGAGGAAGAGUUUUGGGGCUUAUGUUGGUGUUACCAAUUGUGAUUAUGCGGCGUCGUCGCUAAUACUUCUUCCACCGCAGAACUCCCACAGCGGCAUCGGCCCUUACUACACGACGGGAACCGGCAAAUCCUUCGUGAGCACCCGCAUCAGCCACGCAUUCGGUUGGUCCGGUCCGAGCAUCACUGUUGACACCGCAGGCUCGUCGGGCCUCGUCGCCAUCCAUCAAGCUUGUCAAGCCAUCAUUCAUGGGGAUUGCAAGGCCGCUGUUGCGGGAGGGGUGAACAUGAUCACGAGCCCGCACAUGUACGUGGGUCUUUCCCGCGCCUCGAUGCUCUCCGCGACUGGAGGGUCCAAGCCGUUUGAUGCAGCUGCCGACGGGUACUGUCGCGGCGAGGGAUGUGGGAUUGUUGUACUUAAACGAUUGAGUGAUGCCAUCGCCGACCGUGACAAUAUCAUCGGCGUCCUCACCGGUAGCGCCGUCAAUCAAAGCGGUCCGGCGAGCUCGAUCACGUCCCCGCACGCCGAGACGCAAAAAGAUCUUCUCGACACCGUGAUGGCCAAAGCGGGCGUGCGCACACAACACGUUACGUACGUUGAGGCUCAUGGUGGCGCAACCCAAACCGGCGAUGCAGCCGAGAUGGCUGCGCUCCAGCAGGUGUUCGGUGUGAACCGAAUGCAUGACAAUCCGCUCUAUGUGGCGUCGGUUAAGCCGAACGUUGGACAUGCGGAGUCGGCCUCGGGACCCGCCUCCUUCAUCAAAGUACUGCUCAUGAUGCAGCACCGUGCCAUUCCUCCGCAUAUCCAUCUACACAACUUGAAUCCCGAGAUCGACCACUUGAAGACAUUCAACAUGGUUAUCCCGAAAAAGCUGACUCCGUGGGUUUCUUCCACAUCCCGAACUGCCGUCGUCAACAACUACGGUGUUGGCGGAUCGAACUGCAGCGUGGUUAUCGAGUCUUUCGACAACACGCAGCAGCGUCAGCAGGACUCUUGUGGGCCGGCCGUCCACGUCCUCACGUUGUCUGCAAAGAGUACAACGUCGCUGCAGAACCUGCGCAGCCGAUACUGCAAGUUCCUGAAGAGCGCUAGGCAGGACAUCAGCGAUAUUGCAUACACGGCCUCAGCGAGGAGGAACCACUACGGAUAUCGCCUGGCGGUGACGGGCUCGAGCCCUGAUGCGCUUCUGGCGGCGUUGGAAGCUCCUAAUUGUGACACUGCGGCCUUUAGGAACCAGCCGCGUAAGAUCGUAUUCGUCUUCCCUGACCAGGAAUGCUUCUAUCUCAACAUGUGCAAGGAGCUGUACACAACUUUUUCGACGUUUCGCAACGCGUUCAAUGAAUGUGACGCCUUGAUUCAAAAGGAACAGGGAUGCUCGAUCCACGAUGUUGUCUUUGCAUGCCACUCUCCGUCGCUUAGCCUGCAGGACACCCAGCUGGCUGUCUUCGCGGUGCAGUAUGGUCUCGCUAAGAUGUGGUCGAGCAUGGGCGUCCGUCCUGAGUUUGUACUCGGGCACGGCCUCGGUGAAUAUGUCGCAGCUGUCGUAGCGGGCUGUAUCACCGUCAAGAGUGCCGUCCAUCUUAUUAUCGCUCGCUGUAGCCUUUUGGAGCGGAUGCACUACCACAAGCACAUGUUGACCAUCAGUGAUUCAGCUUCGCACGUCAAGACGCUGAUCCACUCGGCGUUUCCAAACAUCUGUUCCUCCACUGUUCCUGAGAUCGCAUGCCAAAACUCGCCCGAAGAUGUCGUCGUCGCGGGCGAAACGGCCCAUCUCCGCGUGCUGGAAGAGAAGUGCAAGACAAGGGGCAUUGCCACCAAAUGGUCAGAUGUCGCCUUUCCGUUCAACUCGCGCUUCGUUGAGCCUAUGCUGGAUGAGUUCCGAUGUGUAGCGGCAAAGAUCGAAUAUCGCGCGCCUACCAUUGCAUUCAUGUCGAACGUGACCGGCGGAAGAGUGGCAACCUUGGACGCCGACUACUUCUGCGACCAGAUGCGCAAGGUCGUUCGUUUUGAGCAAGCUGUGGAUUCCAUCCUGGAUGCUAAUGCCGAGCAACCCCCUGUCUUUAUUGAGAUGGGUCCGUCUGGUUUCCUUCCAAUGAUCAAGAAGAUUGCCGCGGCUCGCGGUUCGCCCUUCACCGAGCAGCAGGCUCUUGCCACCGUACGCCGCCAAGGUAGCGAUUGGGCCCACUUCACUGGCGCCCUCAAGCAUUUAUACCUGCAGGGCGUCGACCUCGACUGGGACGCGCUGUACGUCGACCGAGUCCAGCGGAAGGUCGUGAACCUGCCCUCCUAUGCGUUCGACCGUGUGAGGUGCUGGAUCGAUUUCAAGGACGUGCCGUUCCAGCAUUCGGCGUGCCUGCUUUUCGAAAAGGCACAAGCCGGGAAGUUGGCUGCCGAACACGCAAGCAUCCAGCUUACAAGAACCACUAUCCAGCAUUUGCCCGAUUUAUUUGAUCUGCUUCAUCGUGUGGUCCAAAUGCCCGCCCAUGCCAAUGGUCAUGUAGCGAUCUUUGACCUCCCGACACUCGCCAUUGCCAAGUACAUCGAUGGACACCGACUCGAAGAUUUCGCAGUGUGCCCGGCCUCAGUGUACUGCGAGCUUGCCAUGGCGAGCGCUUGUGCUAUCGACAAAGCAAACUUCGAUACCGCGUUUGCCGUCCGAGACCUGGAGCUGAUUCAUCCCCUCGUCCGACACAAAUACAGUGCGAUCACCAUUAGGAUCGAAAUGGAGCAAAGAAAUGCGGCGUACGCUUUCUGCGUCACAUCCUAUUCGGAUGCCAACCCUUCAGUGUUCGUCAAGCAUGCGGAAGGCGUAGUUGAGCUCCAAGCCGUGGGCAUUGUGCGGAAGCAAAUCGAGCGAGACGUCAAGGAAAAUGAUAUCCGCGGCCAACUCAAUCGCAUGCAGAUAUCGGCGGAUGCGGACAUCAUACGCCGCUCGGAGAUCUAUCGCGUGUUCGAUCGCGUUCUCGCCUAUACCCCGAUGUAUCAAGGACUGAAGCGCGUCGAAUUGUCCGCGAGCGGGCAGAAAGGUUCUGCGCGCAUUUCGGUGGAUUUGCCGCUCUCGGCUGGCAGCGAAAAGUACGUCGUGCACCCGGUUUUGCAGGACACCUUCCUGCAGGGUGCGAUCUUCCUCGCCAAUGGACAUUCCUCGUGCCCCAAAACCGAGGUGCGCUUCCUGAAUGGGAUCAAGGAAGUCAUGUUCCUGCAAGGCGGCAUGGACCCGACCGCGGAGUACUACGCCUUCUUCAUGCUCGAGGAUAAAUCAGCAAGAGAGAAGGUAGCCAAGAUUUACAUCUUCGACUUGAACGAAAAUCUCGUCGCGGUCAUGUCUGGCAUCUCGUUCAGGUGCUUGCAACGGAGUGUCCUUACAACACUCCUGAGCUCAUCCCUCGCAAUGCACACGUCAGCAGUGAAGGAGAUGCCCAAAGAAAUUCCGAGAUCCGUCAUGGACAGUCUCCGUUUUCCGUCCCCGCCCGCGACGCCUCAGCUCUCGCCUUCUCCCCUACGCAGCCGCACGGUCUCGAUCGCGAAUGACUCCCGGUCUUGGUCGGCUACACAGUCUGCUAUGGCUUCUGUUAGUGUAACACCAACUAAAGGACAGUCUCCUGUCAGUAGCCGUCAGAGCGUUAGUUCGUCGGGCAUCAGUCAGCGCUCGACCGUCACCAUCUCUCUUCUCAAGACGAUUAUCGCCGAAUCACUUGGAGUUGAUUCGACGGAGUUGAAAGACGACGAUAACCUGGUAGACUGGGGACUGGAUCCGUUGAUGACAAUCGAAAUUCAGAGUAAGCUGCGGAAAUUGGUCUCCUGCGAACUCGGCACCUCCGCCUUCACCGACUAUCCCACCAUCAGCGGCCUCUUGGCACAUCUGAAUGGUCAUGCGAAGACCACCGUGUCGUCUGCGACGGCAAGCACCAGAAGCGUCAAAACCGCCGCCCCUAUGGCAUGUCGGACUUCUUAUAGCUCCACCGCGCCCACAGUCAAAAGCAUCGUGGCCGACGCGUUGGGAAUGAGCGUAGCCCACCUUCUCCAGCAAGACUGCGCCCUAGCCGAACUCGGCAUGGACGCCGUCAUGCUGAUCGAGAUCCGCGAAGCCAUCUUGAAACGCUUACAUGUAGAUAUCGGCCUCUCAUUCUUCGUCGACAAUCCUACCCUGCACGCGCUUUGCAGACACGUAGACGAGCGCCUGGGCUUUUGCGAGGUGGCAGUCGAAGCCACGCGGAACGUUUUUCAGACGCAUGACCGAAACCACGUCCAUCGUAUUCCGGCCGCGCGCAAACCAAGGAUCAAUGCGGCCCCGCACCACCACAUCACAUCGACCAUGGUGUCUCGCUACAUCCCCGACAUUCACCACGCGAUGGACAAAGUCUCGGCCAAGUUCUCGAAGUUCGCUGAAGAGACUGGAUUUGCCGGGUACUGUGACACUGUCGAAGUCCUGCAGGACCAGCUCUUCAUCCGCUACGUUACGGACGCGUUCGCCAAGCUCGGGUGCGACCUCCCGCACAUGCGACAUGGAGCAAGCGUGGGCCACCUGCACAAUGUCCUUCCGGAGCAUUCGCGUUUGAUGGGUCGGCUUUGGUGGGCUCUUGCGGAGGUUGGUGUUGUCAAGUUCGAUGAGGAUCGCAACGAGUACGUUCGCAGUCAUUUGGACUUGUCCGGCAUCCCGCAAUCGGACGAGCUGCUUGACACAUUGUUGGACCGCUAUCCGGAGUAUUCGCAAGACACGAGAUUGAUGGCCAAGACCGGCAGCGUUUUUGCAGACUGUCUGACGGGCAAGGUCAACUCACGCGAGAUUUUCUUCGAUGACUUCGAGACAUCGCACCUGAUGCACUCGCUUUACACCGGGUCUCCGAUGUUUGCUACCACCAUGAAGCAGCUCAACGACCUGCUGCCGGCGCUAUUCCGUGUGUUUGACACGGAAGCGGCGCGUCGACCGGUGCGUAUCCUGGAAGUCGGCGGCGGAGUUGGCGGAGCUGCUCAAAUGAUGAUUCCCACUCUGGCGAAACUUGGACGAAAGGUCGAGUAUACGUUCACCGACGUUUCGCGGUCGUGGUUUGCGAAGGCGCAGAAGACGUUGGACAUGUAUGAUUUCGUUGAUUGCAAGGUGUUUGACUGUGAUCAAGAUCCAGAGGAACAGGGCAUUGCGAUCGAAAGCUUCGACAUCGUCAUCGCGGUGAACGGCGUCCACGCCGCUCAAAACCUCAACAGAGCAGUAGGGAACAUCUCCAAACUCCUCACCUGCAACGGGGUUCUCAUCCUCUCGGAACUCAUCCAAGCGCCGUUCUGGCUGGACCUCGUGUUCGGUUUACAGCGAAAGUGGUGGAACUUUGACACCGAUGAGCGCAACUACCCCCUGAUCUCGACAGACGCAUGGCGCGGCGUUUUUGCUUCGUCUGGAUUGACCCAGUUUGCGUACACCCGUGGCGUUUCGGCGGAAAGCAAUAUUCAGAAAUUGCUCUGCGGUCGCAAGACUGCUAUUCCUGGGAAAGUGCACACCAUCAUACACUCCAUUGACCCGACCAUCAAGGACGUGAUUGACACCUCCGACGAAGAACUGAUGCACGUUCUGCGCCGCGAGAUCUCCCUCGUCUUUGGUAGCCUGAGCCUACCGCUCAGUGGUAAACACACGAUCGCGGAGUUUAGCAGUAUCAUCGAACAGCACCUUCUCGACGAGGCCGCUCUGGUCCGAAGCGACCAUUUCAUCACCACCCAUCACUGGCAUCCCGCAACUGACCGCUCUCACGACGUUCCCGCCCGCACCGCUCGCUUUCCACUCCUCAACCUCUGCCAGACAUAUCUUGACGGCAUCCACCUCCCCAAAGGGGCGAUUCGAUCCCACACGUACCACGAGAAAAUGAUCCCGCACCACAUCGACGUUUCCAAACUAGAGGACGCCAUGAACGCACUGAUCGAGCGACACCCGAUGCUCAAGGCCAAGAUUUCCGCGGACGGGCAGUACUUUGUUGACCAGUCUGCCGGACCGUAUCGCAUUCGGAAGCAACAUAUGCAUGGGAAAUCGGAAUUUGAGGUUAAGAGGGUGUUGGAGGAGAUCCGGGAGGACCGGAAGAGUGCUGGGGGUGGAGAGGAUGGGUGGUUGUUCUUCUUGGCUGUGGUUGAGGUGGCGCAUAACGAGACUAUUCUGGUCUUUGAUGCUGGUAAAUGAGAUUUCCAGCACAUUGUCAUGCUUCGAAAGGACGCUGACAGCUAAUAUCGU
Molecule: messenger RNA, 6773 nt
Organism: Fimicolochytrium jonesii
Lineage: Eukaryota; Fungi; Chytridiomycota; Chytridiomycetes; Spizellomycetales; Powellomycetaceae
Exons: 7
Coding region: 186-6722 (2178 amino acids)
Biological process (GO): fatty acid biosynthetic process; secondary metabolite biosynthetic process
Molecular function (GO): fatty acid synthase activity; phosphopantetheine binding
Source: RefSeq, a predicted model, not a curated record